Ilex paraguariensis (yerba mate) is the source of this 1798-nucleotide messenger RNA. NCBI's taxonomy places the organism in Eukaryota, Viridiplantae, Streptophyta, Magnoliopsida, Aquifoliales, Aquifoliaceae. The record is from the annotation of a GenBank genome assembly.
CCCCAAAACCAAAAUCAACUUCACUUCUCUCUUCAAUCUUUCUCGUACUUUUUCAAUCAUAAUGUCACUUGAGAAAAUGGUUUCAAAAAUGUUUUCUGAUCUCAACAUGCCUUCUGCAAAAACACUUGUGUCCACUGCAGCUUCUGCUGCUGCUUCUGCCAUGGUGGUCCGAUCAAUAGCCCGAGACCUCUUACCUUACGAGCUUCAACAAUAUUUCUUCUCGAGUUUUCUAAACAUUUUCAAAACGUUUCCGUCUGAGAUAGUCUUGAUCGUCGAAGAAUUCGAUGGUCUUGUAGGCAAUCAAAUCUACAAGGCUGCUGAAAUCUAUUUAGGCACAAAAAUCUCACCCUCUACCCUGACUUUCAAAGUGAGUAUGCCCGAGAAGGAGACGAAGAUAAAGACUUCCAUAACGAGCAAUCAAGAAAUCAUCGACAAUUUCAAUGGUGUUCGAUUCAAAUGGAGGCAAAUCACAAGACAGCUUGAAUCUAAACGUGUCGUUUACAACGGCCAAUCUUCGUCAACGCAGACAGAAAUUCGAUACUUCACGCUUUGUUUUCACAAGAAACACAAAGCGAUGGUGUUUGAUUCUUAUUUUCCUUUCGUUAUAAAGGAGUCUAAGAAUUUUAAGGACGAGAAAAAAACCCUCAAGAUUCACACAGUGAAUUCUGAUCAAAUGCGUAGAUAUUCAGGAGAUUGGUCAUGGAAUUCCGUAACUCUUGAUCAUCCAGCGAAUUUCGAUACAUUGGCAAUGGAUACAGAGAUGAAGAGAAUGGUCAUGGACGAUCUUGAACGAUUUGUGAGAAGAAAGGAGUUCUAUAGGAAAGUAGGAAAGGCUUGGAAACGAGGGUACUUGUUGUAUGGUCCUCCAGGGACAGGAAAAUCGAGCUUGAUCGCAGCGAUUGCAAAUUAUCUAAACUUUGAUAUAUAUGAUUUGGAGUUGACUGAUAUUCAUGCUAAUUCAGAGCUGAGGAAACUGUUGAUUGGCACUGCAAACAAGUCCAUUCUGGUAGUUGAGGAUAUUGAUUGUAGUCUUGAGCUUGAUGAUCGAAAAGCCGAAGAACGAGCAUUGAAGGUCCUUCGAUCAAGUAAAGCGAGCCAAGCUCAGACUGUCAAUAUUAUUCACCAAAAUAAACCGAACCAAGUGACACUGUCAGGGCUGCUUAAUUUCAUUGAUGGACUCUGGUCAAGCUGUGGCGACGAACGGAUUAUCAUUUUCACAACCAAUCAUAAAGAUCGAAUUGACCCAGCUUUGCUCCGCCCGGGCCGAAUGGAUGUGCACAUCCACAUGUCUUAUUGCACUCCUUGUGCCUUCAAGACUCUGUCAGAGAACUAUCUUGGAAUUUCAGACCACCCUCUCUUUGUUGAAGUUAAUGGUAUGUUGGAGAAGACAAAGGUGACCCCUGCAGAAGUUGGUGAGCAAUUGCUGAGAAAUGAGGAGCCUGAGGCUGCACUACAGGGCCUGAUUGAGUUCCUCCAUAAGAAGAAGAGAGAGAAUGAUGAAAUGGAAGCUAGAAAACUAAAAGAAGAGAAAGAUGAAGAAGAACUUGGGACACAGGAAUUAGUGGGGCAAACUUCCACAACACGUGAUUUGUCGUUUCGACUUAAUCAUUAAUCCUAAUUUGUUAACUUAAUUCACUGUUAGAUUGGCGGAGCGUUUGAAUAUAUUGAACCGAAUCUACUAUUGAUCUUAUGAUAAUAAUCAUAUUUUCUUAACAAAUUAGAUCAAGUGAUUAGAUCAAAAUACUAUUAUGUGUUCAACAAUGGUGCAAUAAAAAGAUCAUAUUUGUGAGAGGUCGGG